This is a messenger RNA of Microthlaspi erraticum, 1482 nucleotides long. Lineage: Eukaryota; Viridiplantae; Streptophyta; Magnoliopsida; Brassicales; Brassicaceae. The record is from the annotation of a GenBank genome assembly.
AUGGAGCAAAACCCUAAAACCCAGAGGAAAUGGCGAUACACAUGGGAAGCUCAGUCUCAUUCUCCGAAUCUCCGUCUGUUUCUCUUCGAUUCGAUAACUAACCCUAAGAUCCACUGCAAGUGCCUCGAUGUAUCUAUCAUCCUCGGAAAAUCUCAGCUUCUCGUCACUUGGAUCGAUGAUGACGAAGAGAAGGGAAGAGAAGAGGUUGUUUCUCUUCGCGUUCCUGUUCCUAGGGUUUUGCUGGAUGCUGAAUCCCCAGUGAAUUUCAGAGCUUUGGAAGAUCACAUCGAGGUAAGACUUGCUCUGUUACUCCCCGUCGAUCACCCUUUAGUCUCCGACUUCAAUUUGGCGACUGAUUCUGAAAAGUCGGCGCCUUUAGUGAUGGAUUAUGAUCUGAAAACUCUGUCAUCAUUAGGAGGUGUUCUUAUAAACUGCAGAAACUGCUCAAACAGGUUAACGAAGAAAGCCCUUUUCGAUUUCUCGGAAAUGCCGUCUAUUAACUGGCGAGAAUCAGCUGAUAAUUGGUUUGGUAAUUGCUGUUGUUCGUUUGGAAGAAUCAGUGAGAAAAUGGUAGCUAAUUACACAGAUUCGUAUACAUGCUCUACUGGUUUGUGUUUGCUUAGUGCUACAACUGUUUUGCUUAGCAAAGAUGAUCUCAUUGGAAUUGGAGACCAAUUUGAAUCAAGUGUAGCUCUGAGCUGUGAUCUUGUUGGAGUUGACAUCCAUGAGAAUGGAGGUGAGAGUGUUUGUGGUAAAGUCGAUGACUUGAUGCUCCGUUGUAUAGAUAAGGAAGCAAUGCCUGAAUGUUGUGUACAUGACUCAGAUGGGGCUACUGAGAGUUUUCAGCUGGAGCAGAAACUUACACUUGAUAAGAAGUUUUUGCUAGAUGGGUUUCUUGAGGAUGUUUUCAUGGCGAAAGCGUUGAAUGUGUCGAAGAAUGUUGAGUGGAUUGAAUUCGUUUGUCCAGAGUGUUCAUCUCCUCUUGGAGCCUAUCCUUCUGGCGUUGGGAGCAAUGAUAAAAAACCUAUAGAUGGUGGAGUUAGGCUCUUCAAAUGCUAUGUUUCCACAUCGUCGGCGAGCGGUGAAGCCUCUGAUGUUUUCAGGAAAUAUACACUGGAGAGGAUGUUUACGAAUCAGCUAGUGGAAUGCGCUAAAGAAGAGUUAUCGUUUCAUGUGUUGGUCAAAGAUUUGAGAUCCAAGUCGCCUCUGUUCCAGAUUGUCAUCCUGAAUCCGAACACUUGGUCCUCGUCUGGUCUAUGCUCGAGCCGAGAUGAGGCAGGUUCUGCGUUAGAGCUAGCCCCUGUUGUGAAGGUUCUGUUUUCAGAUUGCGUCAGCUCAUUGGGGAAGAAGAUUGAUGAAGAGGUUUACAUUUUGAAGGGACAAGGAGAGGAGUUGAUUGAGUUGCUUACAGAUGCGAGCAAAUUUCUUCCAUCUUCAUGUGCAUAUCUUCAGGGCUCACUUGUCUCUUCUAUGCAUAUGUGA